Kalmanozyma brasiliensis GHG001 is the source of this 1887-nucleotide messenger RNA. Its product is annotated as Glycosyl hydrolase family 32, C-terminal. Gene Ontology annotation, molecular function: sucrose alpha-glucosidase activity. The record is from RefSeq and is a predicted model, not a curated record. Bases 1 to 1887 code for a protein of 628 amino acids. The transcript has a single exon. Gene Ontology annotation, biological process: sucrose catabolic process. Lineage: Eukaryota; Fungi; Basidiomycota; Ustilaginomycetes; Ustilaginales.
AUGCGCUCGACCCAUAGCUUACGUCCGCAGUCGCUCUCGCAUUCCCUCGCCCGCGGACAGUCCUCGGACGCAUCCGACUCCUCGGGACUCUCUUCGCCUACAACUUCGGAUUCGCCUUCAGCGCCCCCUUCUUCCACUCCGACAUCUUCGGGGAUCUCCUCUCCUCUUGAAGAGCUCCAAGAACCCAACAUGUCCAAGCCUGGCUCGCAAACCGUCUCGAAGUCUCCACGCCGCCCGACAAGCGAGCUUCUCUUCAAUCAAUGGAGGCCAACGUCCCACUUUCUCGGCCCGCAUGGCUGGAUGAACGAUCCCUGCGGCCCUUCCUACGAUUCACGCACCGGUCUCUACCAUCUAUGGUAUCAAUGGAACCCCAAUGCGUCCACCUGGGGCAGCAUCUGCUGGGGACACGCCUACAGCCGCGACAUGAUUCACUGGACUUCUCGCCCGGCACCUGUUAUCGUCCCCGGCGCUAAUCACGACUCGGAGGGUGUCUUCACCGGCUGCGUCCUUCACCGAUCUCCUCUUGGCACUGCGAAAGAAGCUGCUCAGACGUGCGAGAUGACCGCCCUCUACACGGCCGUCUCCCAGCUGCCCAUCCACCACACGCUGCCUUACAGCCCCGGAUGCGAAAAGGUGGUCCUCUCAACGUCGACGGAUGGAGGCGAGAGCUGGAUCCCUCAAGGUGUCGUUCUCAAUGGGCCGCCCGAGCAUCUCGAUGUCAUCUCGUGGCGUGAUCCCUACAUUGCGCAGUGGCCGGUGCUGGAUGAGCUGCUGGGUCGAGCUGACCAGGCACCUGGCCUCUACGCCCUCAUCGCGGGCGGUAUCAAGGACCAGACGCCUACCACCUUCGCCUACUCGAUCGACCCGACCGACCUCAGCCAGUGGACCUUCGUCGGAACGCUCGCCGACGUGGGCGUCAACUGCAAGGCUGAGCCGUACGGCGUCGAUCUGGGCAAGAACUGGGAAGUGGCCAACUUCUUCACCAUCGCCGACCAGGCUGGCAGCAGCGGUGCAUCAGCCGAGUACCUUCUCAUCAACGCAGAGGGCUGCAUCGCGCCUGGACCCGCAAGAGCAUCCAUCUACAUCCAGCUGGACCUCAACGCCACCAAGGUCGACAAGGGUGAGAUUCGGCUCCAGCCCGCACACGUCGCCUUGCUCGACCACGGCUGCCUCUACGCGGCCAGCAGCUUCCACGACGAGAAGCACGACCGCCGGAUUAUGUGGGGCUGGAUCACCGAGGACGACAUGCCCGAAGAUUACUACGACACGCAAGGCUGGUCCGGGCUCAUCUCGCUCCCUCGUGAGCUGUUCCACCAUCCUACAUCGACGGAACUUGGCAUUCGACCCGCCGAGGAGGUGUACAAGCUUCGUCAGGGUGCCCAGCUCAUCACUCUCGCAGCCGAGGCUCUGGUGCCGUCUGCAACCCUGGAGCUGGGCGAUGCUGUCGAAGUCGGUGCAGCGCCUGUCUCAGCGGUAGUCAGUCGAUCGUAUGAGGUCGAGAUGGAGCUCUCUGCCGCACAACCGGGCCUGAUCGUCGCGCACAGCAAAGACCUCUCCACACGCACCUCGAUCUACCUCUCCGAAUCGCAGCUCGUUGUCGAUCGCACGCACUCGGCAGGCAAGCAGUCGGUGAUCGCUCAGAACCUCGACAUCAACACGUCCACCCUUCGCGCGCCGCUCUCCGCCACGCCGAGCGGCACCCACAACCUCCGGCUGUUCAUGGACAACUCGGUGCUCGAGAUCUUCGUGGACGAUCUGGUGGUUCUGUCCACCCGGGUGUAUCCGGAUGCGGAGGAUGUGGGGUUGUCGAUUCUCCUUCGACCCGAGGUCGGCCAUGCUGGGCAGAUCAACAUCUGGCAGGGCCUAGACAAGGCGCUUGUCGCCUAG